Lutzomyia longipalpis is the source of this 12692-nucleotide messenger RNA. Its product is annotated as unconventional myosin-XVIIIa-like. Gene Ontology annotation, molecular function: ATP binding; protein binding; cytoskeletal motor activity. NCBI's taxonomy places the organism in Eukaryota, Metazoa, Arthropoda, Insecta, Diptera, Psychodidae. Bases 5605 to 11247 code for a protein of 1880 amino acids. The transcript is spliced from 18 exons. Gene Ontology annotation, cellular component: myosin complex. The record is from RefSeq and is a predicted model, not a curated record.
GUGGUAUUGCGGAUCGCUUUUGCCCCAGAGAUCUCAUGGGUAAAUACAAAAUAAACUCCAUAGCUUCGAUGCAUUCGUGUCGCGAUCAACAGUCUCAGUUCAAAGUGAACGGUGCGACAGAUCAGUCGCGAUCGCGCGCAAACAGUUGAUCUUUCGGGGAGUUUUUGUUUGUUGCUGAGCAUAAAAGCAUUGAAAAAAUAACAUUGGAAAGAACAGUUUUUCCUAUUGGAAACGAUACUUCAUCACCCAGCAAGCAACUUUGUGGUGUUCCCUACCAAAUACAACGUUAAAAUUUAUAAUAAGUUUCUACAACAUUGUCAAACAAAACUCAAUAUACUUGGGCUUAUUUGUUGGUGAAUUGUUUCCGAAUGGUGAAAAAAAGAAGUUAAUAAGUGAUUGCAAUCAGUUUCAAAAAUUUAUCGUUCAGUGAAAUAUUUUUGAUGUAAUUCACCCAUUGUAUUUACGGAUUUGUCUUUUGACUUUUGGAGUUGUUUUGGGUUGGACAGGACAUUUUGAGAGAUUUAUCUAUCGAAUUAGCAAACUCACACACAGUAUCGAAAAAUCUCCUUCAUUUCUGAUUUGUUCAAAAAAAUAAAUAGAGUUGUGAAACAUUUUAUUUCAUAUGGCAUGUCUAUGUUAGAUUUUGCAAUUGUCACAUCUGGUGAGGGAGUGAGAGAGAGACCUGUGCUGAAGCUUUUGGAGGCAAAAACGAAAAAAAAAUAUUAAAUACAUACAAAAUGUUUAUUUUCAAUUUAAACUUAAAUAAGCAUAACAUGGGUGACACACAAAUUGCCAUCUAAUGCAUCGAUUUAAUGCAAUUGAUUUGCCAUUCCACCCGCUUUACGCGCAAUGAUCUUACCACAUAACAAUUUCAAGCUGGAUGGAUUUGAAUAAGUAUUAGAUAUUCUCAGAAGAGCCAAUUAAUUGUUUAUUCAUCUAGCAAAAUGAUCAUUUCUUUCUUCUCCUUCUUCAUUGUGGAUGUACUUUAGCUAUAUAUAUUAUAUAGCACGAAAUAUCACUUUUAUGAAUACUAAUUUAAAUAUUUGCGGUUACUAUAUACAAUUCUCUUCAGUCGUUAUCGUUCAAUAUUGCGUGGAUAUAAAGUGAGAAGAAGAGCUGAUGAGUCUCUUCGUUUAUUUUUUUUUCCUUCGACUAGAGCUCACAUUUUAUUUGUUAACACUUUAAAAAUCACUCAAGAAAUUGUCAAAUUGAAGAGAUUUUUGAAGAGAUUCUGCAAAAAAUGUUGAAGGAGAAGAAAAAAAAUUCAUUUGAAAUUUAUACAUUUUUUGAGAUAGACAUUUUGUGUAAAAGUUUAUUUAUGCGGCUUGUUGGUUUUCUUUGUGAAAUGACAAGGGCUCUGGAGACCACGCACAACCAAUCCCAUCUCACCCAAGUUCUCUACGAGAUCAAUUUCACUAAAAAUUUGCAUUUUUGUAGUGCAAUAUUAUGCUGCGAGAGUUGUUGUGUAAAAUGUGUGUGAUGUGUGUACGGAUAUUGCAUAUUAUUUACAAAAUACAAUAUUUGGUUAAAAAAUAUACAUUAUGCACAGGGUUAACCGCUGAUUUUGUCGUUUUUGAGAAUUAUUUUUAAUGGUUUAAUCAUUUUAUUUUUUAUAUAAAAGAAUUUUUAUGAGAUUCUAGAAGAAUGAAUCUAUUAUUUUCUUUUAAAAAAAGAAGCAUUUUGAGAUAUGACAAACGAAAUAAUUUUAUUACCAAAAGAUGUUUAUUCAUUUUGAUGCGCUAAAAGAAACAAUCAUAGAUCCGAAAGGUUCAAAAGCUUCAUAAAACGUUAAAGAAAUUUUCCAUUUUCCACAAGAAUCAUCCGAAAAUACUCGAGCUUUAAAUUCAAAAACCACGCCUCCUUUGUAUUUAGUUCCGUAUUUUAGUACAUGAAGCAUAUGCUUUGUAAUCAUGUAAGACUACAGAUUAUCUAAAUUAGGCGGGAGAGAGGCGAAGAUUAAAGCAUAUGCUUCAUUAAUUCAAUAAUGAUUUAUUAAUUAAUUUAACGCAUGGUAAGAAAUUCUUGAACUGUAUAGUUAUCGUUAUCAUCCAUUCAAGCGAUUGCGCAUAUGCUUUAUGCAUAAAAAUAACCAAAGUAAGAUACAAUUAGGGGCGUGGUUUAAGUAUUUUUGAGCUAUAGUUAAUCUGAAAAUACUGAAAAAAAAUUGUUGCUUGGAUUUUCUUGAAUUGUUUUAUGAUAUUCUGGCAACAUUUUCUGUGGCUUUGAUUAUGUAUCUUUUAUUGAUGCUACGCGAGUCUCAAAAUGAAUAAACUCAUUUGAAAAUCAUGUAACAAAUCCAAAAUUCGCUGGAAAUUGAAAAAACCCAAACUAUUCCUAAAGAAUUCUUUUCUAAGAACUCCUUUUGAUUUUAUGAGACAUAAAUUACUGUGAAUAACCCUAUGUUUGCAGACUUUUCUGUCUGAAAAAAAAACUGUGCGUGGUAGACUUUAAAUGUUUAAAGCUUAAAUGAUUAUUAGCUAAUAAGACACACACACCUUCGAGAUUUUAAUGACCUCUUAAUAUUUAACAUAAAUUUCCAAGCACAUAUACUGAACAGUUUUUUUUGGGAGAAGAAAGAGAUGAAGAGAGUGUGAAAAAGGGCUUUACCUAAUUCCUAAAUCGCGCGGCUCAAUGGCUUAAAAAGCCACCAAGAGAAUUUAUUAUGGUUAAUUGAUCACUUGCCGUGUGUGGAAUAGAGUGCAAAAUAUACAUAAUAAAGAGAAUUAUGAGAAGAUUGAAAGAUCGUCUUGAGAAAGAUUUUUAUGAGGACACUUGCAUCAAUUUCCCAUUCAUCCUACACACGAAGCAUAAUACAUAACAAACACACAUAGACAUUUUAUUGCCUCAUUUCAUCCUAUGCAAUUACUCAUUGAUCUCUGACAAAGUAAUUGAGAAAAUAACUCCUAACAUAACUGUCUAAAGACGUGCACGUAAUGAAGCGUCAAAAUUUUCGCACAAAAUUGUUUGUUUGGUGGAUUUAGACGAACCUACCUAUAUAAGAAAAAAAUUGGCUUUUGUUAUUCAAGUUGUUUUGGUGCUGAAACGACGAACCAUAUUUUGCGAAAUUGAAUACAUAAAAUUUAUACUCCAAAUAAAUUCGAAGUAUUGAGUGAGAGAAAAAGGCGAUUCAGUGGAAGUUUUUCUUUUAAAAAAGUACAUGCUAAAAAAACACAUGUUCUGCGACACACUUUAACCAAGGUUAGAUUGCUUGUGUUGUCUUAUACAGAGAAAAAAAAAAAAGAAAAACAUCCACACUCUGGAGAUGCACGAGAGGAGGAUCUUAUAACAUAAAAAAUGGCAUAUUAAUUUUUACCAUCUCUUGCUUCUUCUUUUUCCUUUUUAAUUGUUCAUGCAAAUUGCACAUUGGAGGUGUGUGAGAGUGUGGCUUUUGAGAAUGAGAAUUCACAGCAUAUAAUAAGGUGGUUCUGUGUGGCAUUCAAAAGUGGAGUUAAAGAGAGAGAAAAAUUGAUAAAAGAUGGCAAAAUUAGAUUUUUGCGACAGGUUUCUUACACUCAAAAAAAUCAUUUUGCUUUUUUGUGUAUUCUUUUUGGGAUUCUCAUUCAUUAAAAGAACUUAAGAAACUUCAACAGGGGCGUAAUCAGAGAGGGUUUUUUGGUAUCUAAAAAAUCUCUAAAAGUUCAGAAAGUUCAGGUAAUUCUUGAAAGGGUCAAAUGAAAAUAUUUUCCUAUUUAUAAAUGACAUUAAAAUAAUUUAGAAAGAGAAUUUUCAAAAAAAAAAUAGAAAUAUCAGAAUAAACUAAAUGUUAAAUCUUAUAUGGAAAUGUCAAAAGUCGGAAAAGUUACGUUUAAGAUUUAAAAAAAGAACGUCAAAAGUAAAGAAGUGUCAGACGUUAAAAGUAAUGUUAUAGAUUAGAGAAUUGUCAAACAAACGUCUAACGUUUGUCAAAUGUCAAAGAGCAACAUCAAUCAUUUCAAACGUCAAAUUUUAAAAAUUAUUAAAUGUUGGAAAAUAAAGUCUCAAACGUUAAAAAAGAUCGUUCCUGGGCUUUAAGAAUAUUUCAGAAAGAAGAUUUCUAGACUUAGCUGCUUUCACAGUUUAGUCCUAAAUACAUAGGUAGGUAGGUAGAUCGUAAAGAGCUCAACACUUCAAAUUCACAAAGUUAUGAAAUUUCUUGAAUGUCUUUCUUCUGUUUUUAAUUGCAUACAAAAUAUUCGAGAAACGUUUAAUUUUUCAAUUUCAUUUCAUCGAUAAAUUGCAUUCUUUUCGGUUUAAAAAACAAGGAGAAGACUAAAAAAUAUACAUAUUUGUCAUUUCUUUUCUUUUUCAUUUCUGCUUGUCUUUCUUAACUUUUUUUAUUUUUGCAUUUCAAAGUGAUAAAUAUACCUACCAAACGCCAAAAAAAUGCAAUUCCCAAAAGCACCGUCGUAAAUUUUUAUUGUUUUUCGUAACUAAUGGCAAUAUUAUGUGCAAUAUUUUUGGUACAAUAAUUGAUUAAUCGUUUUUGCUUUAUCUAAAUUAGUUUUGAGAGAAGGAAAAAGAUGCGAAAAUUUUGGACUUUCUCGUGCCAUUAUGUGUUUAUGUGGAUUUUUUUGUUUGAAAUAAAUUAAUCAUUUGAGACUUUGUAAUUUUAGGUGAAUGUGUGUCUAAUUGAAUAUGAAAGAUCACUCAUAGGGUACCUAUUUGUAUAAUAAACAUAAAGUACCUCUUUUGGGUUGAGAGAGGUUGAUCACACUUUAUAAAAUUUACAAUAUAACAAAGUAUAAAAUAUUUAUGAAAUGCAAAUUCACAGUAAUACUGAAUGGUAGAAAGUCUACUUAAUGUGUAAAUCAUAAACAUUACACUUUUGUGCUUUAAGGAAAAAGUCAGUGUUAAAGAAUUUAUUAAUAUCAGAGUGGAAGUGACAUGAGUUGCAAAGUCUGUAUGAAAAUGUCUGUUUGGAGAUACAUUUCUCAUAAAAUUUUAGGGGGAGGGUGGGUGAAAAUGUAGAUAUGCUGUGGUGUGAAGGAGAUCUUAUUUAAGUUAGUUGUGUAUGGUAAAUGGGAGAACCUGUGGUGCUGCAUAAUAUUUUGAAAAUGCAAUAUUAAAAUACUUGUGUGAAAUUUUAUGUCAACCACUUGUUGGUUGUGAUUAGUUUAAGAGUGUUGCUUUUAUAGAGUAAAAAGUCAUCCACUUCUUUCACCAUCUCCAACAAACUCAAAGGCAAAUUCAACACCAUUCAGGUGUUCAAGUUGUCAACCCACAGAACACGCUGUAUAUUACUUACUAUACUCUCCCACCCGCGCAUUAUCAUUGAAUUGAUGAAGGAAUUUUUGUGUAACAUACCUUGCAUAUAAUUCUCUUUUACAUCUCCCAAAGAGACUUUUUUUUUUCUUAUUCACCUUACACUGAACCACACAAAAUGCGGUAUUUCGAUAUUGUGUGUGCGUGUGCAUAAAGUGCGCGAGAUCAUUUCGCAAGAAGAAUGUUUUUUUUUAUGCAAUAUCUCUUAAAAGUGAGAAAAUUUUUCAAUUAAACCACCUGACGCAUCUGAUGGAAAGAGAAGACUGUUGCUUUGUCGGAAGGAUUGGAAGAAGAAAUUAGUUAUAUUUCUCAUCAAUGAACCGUGUGUGGUGAAGGUGUGUGUACAAGGAUUAAGUGGUUGCAAUGGCAGUACAUCAUGUGCAAAAAUCAUUUGAACAGUCCCUUCGUUCAUCGUCACCCUAUUCCAGCCUCUUGCCACCAAAUAUUCUCAAACCGGAAAUCCACAAAGGAUGCACCGGCAAAGCACAUGCAUGUGGAACGUUGAAAAUGAUGCGGAAUGGUGUGGCGAAAGGGAAAUUUGUCAAUGGGCAGGGAAAUAGGAAGAAUAGCCUAAGUUCAGAGACUGUGAGUGACAGUGGCUCAGAGAUAUCGUCACAGAAUUCCUUCAAUGGAACAAAUGGGACCCGCCGGCGGAAUGAUAGUGUCUCGGGGACGAAGGUAGAAGCGGCUAGAAGUCGUUUGUACAGUGAUGGUGACAAGGAGGAUUGUGACAAAGUGGAUUGCACACCAUCGACUUUCAAUCGCCUCCAACACAGUCAGAGCUUUCGGGUGACAUCGUCGCGCAAUGGAAGUAUAAAGCCCCCGUGGCAGAAUGUGUAUGGAAAGCAAUCCUCACCAACAAUCCCAUCGCUCCUUACCCAACCACGACAGAAUGGCGGCGUGGUACGGAGUUGUAGUUUCAACAGUCGAUACCGAAGCUCCUUCCGGCGACGCAACGAUACCGUCCAAUGGGCACAGGCAUGGGAAAAAUCAUUCACUCAACGGGGAGAUGGUGGAGUUUACAAAACCCUGGACAAAAUCAAAUUAAAUCAGACCAAAACAGAGGGUGACGAUGGUCCAUGGACGACAACAAAUGGUGAAAGUGUAUGGUUGGUACACCGUGGUGGCUUCUGUGCUGCCACACGAUUCUUGCAGAAGAAUCAAAGCGAGAGCAAUGGGAAGGUUCUCAUUGAAUUGCAACACAGUGGUGAGCAAUUGCAUGUGGAUGAAGAUGACAUUGAGAAGGCGAAUCCGUCGAAAUUGGAUCUCGUUGAGGAUAUUUGUCAACUGAAGCAUCUCAAUGAGGCAUCUGUGUUGCAUUGUAUACGUCAGAGAUAUGCCAGCAACCUCAUUCACACCAAAGCGGGACCCACUUUGAUGGUGGUCAAUCCCAUGGCUCCAUUGUCUCUCUAUUCAGAAAAGGUGGUAUCAAUGUUUCGUGGAUGUAAGACUGAGGAUAUGCCUCCGCAUGUGUAUUCAUUGGCACAAACCGCCUACAGGACAAUGCUUGAGACGCGACGUGACCAAAGUUUAAUAUUUAUGGGACGUUCCGGUUCCGGGAAGACAACAAGCUUUAAACACGCACUGUACUAUUUGGCUCUGGCUGCAGGUUCUGUGAACAAAUUACUGACUGCUGAAAAGGUGAACGCAAUAAAUACAAUUUUAGAGGCAUUUGGUAAUGCAAAGACCUGCAUGAAUUCAAAUGCAACGAGAUUUACCCAGAUCCUCAGUCUCGAUUUUGAUCACAGUGGGCAAAUUGCGUCGGCAUCUGUACAGGUGCUACUUCUUGAACGUAAUCGCUGUGGGAGACGCAAUGGAAGUGACUGCACAUUUCAUGUUUUGACGAGAUUACUUGCCGGAGCCGAGGGGAGUCUCCAGAAGGAGUUGCAUUUGGACAAUGUAUCAUCCGAUGAGGGUAAUCCGUUUGUCAAUUUGCCACAGAAAUUGGAGGAUAGGCAGAAGGCAUCGACGGAAUUUGUGAGAUUAGUUCAGGCAUUUGCCAUGCUCAAUGUUGAGGCAUCAUCUGUAAAAGCUCUAUGGCACGUUUUGGCAGCGAUUUAUCAUUUGGGUGUGGCGGGUGUUACCAAGAUUGGGGUUGGUGCCACAGCAAGGACACAAUUUGCCAAUCCAUCUGCAGCGCGGAGAGCUGCAACAUUGUUGGGAAUAUCCAUGGAAGAUCUUACGAGUGCCGCUUUUCAGAGUGGCAGCAGUAGUCCAGCAAGAUCGCCCACAGACAGUGCUGAUGCCUCAUGGGAUGGUUUGGAGGCACUUAUAGUGGGAUUGUACUCAGAAACGAUGGCGGCUGUUGUGAGUCUCGUAAAUAAAGCCAUUUCGACGUCAGCACACACAAUUGCAUCAAUCUUAUUGCUUGAUUCACCAGGAUUUCAGAAUCCUGCAAGUUGUGGCCAACAAGCUGGUGCAACAUUGUCGGAUUUACGCCACAACUACCUGCAAGAACGUCUCCAAUUGCUUUUCCAUCACGUAACAUUGGUAGCACCGCGUGAUCGGUAUGCCCAGGAAUUGGUGGAACUCGAUGGGGAGGGUGUUCCGGAGGCGAAUCCCGCGCAGUUGGUAUCGCUAAUCGACAAAGCGCCACAGAGUCAUGUUGUGCGAACAUCUCAGCGUGAUCUUCGCGAACAAGAUCGUCGUGGGUUGCUGUGGCUCCUCGAUGAGGAAUCAAUUUACCCCAAUUCAAAUGAUGAUUCAUUCUAUGAGCGUUUGUUCAAUCACUACGGUGAUCGUGAGCAUCAGAACUUACUGAGACGUGCCGGGGGGACACGUCAAUUCAUUUUGCAGCACCUACAGGGAACAAAUCCCGUGCUGUACUCCGCCACGGGAUGGUUGAAGGCUUCCAAGGAGCAUCCGGCAACAAAGGCAGCCACAACAUUGCUACAAGAUAGCUCAAAGGAGGACAUUAGUCGUCUAUUUAUUUCGGCAUUUGGUCGUGGCAAUGGGGCUGUAUUUUGUGGCUCAAUUGCUGGCAUGGAGGGAUCACAGUCACUACGACGUGUCUCGAGUAUUCGGAGAUCCUUCACAACGGCGGGAGUGAAGAGGAAUUCACUAAUGCUCCAAGUGAAGUUCACCGUUGAUGGCAUCAUUGAUACUUUCCGGCGGACUGGCACGCACUUUGUGCACUGUUUCAUGUUGCAGCAUAAUGCUGGCAUAACGUCAGCCAGCAGUCAGACCAGUCCGCAGCACACGAGUGAAGACAUUGUCAAUAUUCCACUUGUUAGGAGUCAGCUGAGAGGAUCACAAAUUCUCGAAGCAGCCCGAUUGCAUCGUCUUGGUUUCCCAGAGUCAGUGCCUCUGCACGAGUUUAUUCGUCGCUUUGGCCUCCUUGGGGAUGUUCAGGUGAAAGAUCAAACAGUCGAGCAGAUUCUGUCAUCAAAUGAGAUUGAUUCGUCGACAUAUCGAAUUGGACCGAGUCAGGUACUCUUCCGUUCGGGUGUUCUGGGUCAGCUUGAGGCGAAACGCGAUGAAUUGCUGUCUGACCGCAUCAUUCAAUUCCAAUCGUACUGCCGUGGCUAUCUGGCCAGACGAAGAGUUGCCCAUAGAAGAGUUCAGGAAUUGGCCGUAAGGUGUAUCCAGCGAAAUGUCCGGGCAUUCCUUAUGGUCCGUGACUGGCCGUGGUGGCGCCUUCUGGUACGAGUGACCCCAUUGCUCAAUGUACAUCGCACGGAGGAGCAAUUGAAAGCGGCCAACGAUGAAUUGCAGACGCUCAAAGCGAAAUUGGACAAAAUCGAGACAGAACGAGCUACACUCAAGGCAGAAAAUGAGAAAUUAGAGGCCAAGCUGUCGGAAAUGACUGUGGACUUGGCGGAGGAACGUUCAACGGCUAAUUUGGCCAGUGAACGUCUCGAGGCUGAGGCUGCGGAACGUUUGAAAUUGGAAAAGGAACUCCAGGAGCAACAUGGGAAGAUUCGUACAUUGCAGGAGACGUCUGAGAAAUUGGAAAUGGAGCUUAUUUGUGCCAAAUCCGAUCUCAAUGGUAUCUCGGAGGAUGAGGAUGGCGAUAAUGAUGAUGGUGCUGGUGGUGUCUACAAGUUGAAAUACGAACGUGUUGCACGUGAACUUGAAUUCACCAAGAGGCGACUACAGACGCAGCACGAGCACGACUUGGAGCAAUUAGUGGGAUUGAAGAAACAACUGGAAAAGAAACUGGCUGAUGCAUAUGAGGAGGUGGAGGAGCAACGACAAGUUGUUGGGCAGUGGAAGCGAAAGGCACAGAAGAUGACGAAUGAGAUGAAUGACUUGCGUAUGUUACUCGAUGAGCAAAAUAGUCGCAAUAAUUUGCUUGAGAAGCGUCAACGGAAGUUUGAUUCGGAGUGCCAGAGUCUCCAGGAGGGGGCAAGGCAGGAGAAGCAGGCAAAGGAUCGUUUGGGACGUGAAAAGGACAUUCUUAUUGCUGAAAAGUUCACACUGGAACAAACUUUGGGGGAUACGCGCCUUGAGUUAGAGCUCAAGGAGGAGAAAUUGGCCUCACUGCAGCGUGAAUUGGAGGAGAUGACAUUCGGUGGUGGAACUGAGGAGGAGGUUGCACAACUCAAACGUUCCAAGCUGGAAUUGGAGCGUAGGAAUAAGGAGCAAGAGGAGGAACUCGAUGAAAUGGCAGGACAAGUUCAGCUGUUGGAACAAGCGAAAUUACGAUUGGAAAUGACUUUGGAGACAAUGCGAAAGGAGGCACGAAGGGAGGCGCAGCAGCGUGAUGAUGAGCUCGAGGAGGCACGUGGGGCGUCGUAUAAGAAAAUAAAAGCACUCGAGUGUCAGUUGGAGACUGAGCACGAGGAGAGGACACUCCUUGUGCGGGAGAAGCAUGAGCUUGAGAGGAGAUUGGCGGCAGCGGCGGAGCAAGAUAGAGCCGACAGAGCUGCCGAGGAGUCAGCCAUUCAGAAGCUAAAGAGGGAUUUACGAAAGUACAAGGCACUCCUGAAGGAUGCCCAAUCACAGUUGGAACGUGCCAAGGCUGACAGUCCCGGGAAGAUACUCAUUCGGCAGUUGAGGAAUCAAAUUGAGGAUGCCGAAGCGGCGCGUACAAUUGCCGUGAAGGCCCGUCAGACGGCCGAAGCGGAAUUAACGGAUCUCCAAUCACUUCUCGAGGAGACCCAGCGUGCAAAGAGUGAUGCCGAAGAGAAGGCAAGUCAGGCGCAUCGAGAUCGAUCGGAACUUCAGGCACAAAUUGAGGAGAAUGAGGAAGAAAUGGGUGAACUCAUGAAGAAGUACACGGCUACGGUGAAGCAACUCAAUACGGAACAAAUGGCAUCAUCGGAGUAUGAAAUAAAGAUUAGCGAACUCGAAGCUGAGAAGAAUUCGCUCAAAGAACAAAUUGCCGAACUCACAGCAAGGGUGGAGAAUGUGGAGAAUAUGAGUGAUCCCUCGGCGAGUUUACUUACAAAACGUCUCGAAUUGCGCACGAAGGAGCUCGAGUCGAAGCUUGAACUUGAGCAGGCGACAAAGGCACGCAUUGAGGUGCAGUGCAAUCGACACAAGGAUGGUAUGGAGAAACUCCAGCAGGAGAUUAAUCUUUUGCGUGCCAAGGAGAUGCAAUCCCAGGAAGCACUUAAGAAAUCUCAAAAGACUUUACGAGAACUUCGGGAAGAGUUGCAUACAGUGUCAAAUCGAGAGCAGGAGAGUAUGGUGAAGCGGAAGGACUUGGAGAAGAGACUCGAGACGGUUGAGUCUGAAUGUGCCAGUUCAAAGAAUGAUCUACGACUGGCCCUGCUGAGAAUUGCGGAUCUGCAGACGGCAAUGGAGGAGGGAGAUGAAGAUCCAUCUGAUAGUGAUCAAGACAGUGAUAGCUCAGAUGAUUCUCUGAGUGAUUUGGAGCAACGACUUAAUCCAAUUCGGCCAAGACUCACAACACGAAUUGCUGCCAAGGAAACAAAUGGCGUGGCGGAUGAUGCCCUUGUUAUCCGUGAAGGGAGAUCAGACAACGGACCAAGGAUUUCUGUUGCCUUGUCACCAUCGUCAUCAACAUCCCAUGGAAAUGGUGACACGUCGUAUGCUUAGGAGAAAGGACUCUAUUAAUCGUAUAUAUAAUAAUAAACAAAUAUAUUUGACGUACAAUAGAAGAAAAGAAAAUCGUUUAAACUUUUUUUUUCUAUUUUACGUACUUUGGUAGAAUUAUUAUAUAUAUUACUUAAACAAGAAAAAAAUGCAACCAAGUAUAUAAAAAUAAUAUAUAAUGAAAUUUUAUUGUAGUUUUUUUCACGUAUAUAUUUAUUAGAACCUUGUAUCAAUAUAUUAGGUCUCUCCAUAUCGCCUCUCAAUGCUUAUGAACAAUUUUCUUUUUUUUAUUAUUACAAAAGAAAAAAAAAAGAAAAAAAGUCUUAACUAUUAUAUUGAAAAUAUUGAGUAUAACUUGUUAAUAAUUUUAUUUAAAUUUAUGUAAAUUCUAUAAAUAUUGUAAAAUUUUUACGCUCAACACUAUAUUUAAUUACAUCUCUUCAAAUUCAUUCUUUUUAUUUUUUAAUUUACAAAAAUCCGUCAAUUGUUUUUUUUUUCUUUAAUUAAAUUUAGUAGAAUAUUUUUCUUUUUUUCAAAGAUGGGAAAGAUGUUUUGUUUUUUCUUAGAAGGAAGGACAAUCCGAAGAAAAGGGCGGGGUAGUGAAUUGUGAAAAGGAAAGCAGUGCGUGUCAAAACAACGAAAACAAUCCGGCUCAUUGCAUAAUAUUGAUUGCAAAUGAAUAAAGAAAAAAAAUGUACAAAACGUUGUGAAAAUAAAACCCCAAAAAAGAGCUCUUUUUCUUUAACGUUGCUGUAUUGUUAAGAAAAAUUGAAGCUCAAUUUUUAUACGAAAAAAUAGGAAAAAAAGCUGAGAUAACAACACUACUAGUCCUUUCGUUGUGCGAAACAUUUAUUUUUUGUUUGCUUUUAAACACAUCAAACACCAUCAUCAACUUCAGCUCCAUUUACAUAGUUAUUGACACGUUUAACAAAGAAUUAAAAAAAAAAGAAAAGAAGAAAAGUUAAAGUGAAAGAAGAAUUAUUAAUUGAAAAAUUAAUUAAUUCAAAAUCAUCAUUCAUAUCAAGGCGAGAAUGUGUGUUGUUUACUGCAAAAGGUAUUUGUUGAAUUUCUCGUCUUUUUAAUUAAACAAAAAAUAUUAAUUUAAAUUUUUUAGCACCAUUUAUACGUUUUUGGCGUUUCAAUGUGACAAGAAAAUUAAAAUUUAAAAACUUAAUAAAAAAUAUUUGAUAAUGUAGCGAGAAAAAUAAUAACUGUAUAAUCAUUAGCUUAUUAAUUAAUGAAAGAAAAUUAUACAAGAUGAAAUAUUAUGGUAAAAAAAGCAUAAACCUAAUAUUGAAUGUAGUUUAAAUUAAUUAUUACAAAAAAAAUGUUAUGUAUAAUCCCAUUAAUUUCAUCCUCCUUUCCCUUUUCACCAAACUUCCACAUACAAAUGGUUUUUCUUUUUCUGAGAAGAAAAAUAAUAAAUCAAAAAAUAAUAAUAUAUAAAA